AUGCUACAUACAACAUGCAUCGCUUCUGCUGCAGGAACCAGGACUGCUUUCAAUAAUUCGGAGCAGGCCAUUUCCGAGGUGGUCAGACUGGGGGCCGGGACACACCAGUCAUCAGCGUCGCAAAGGAAUUCUACCGUGCUAUCCCCCAGCACCUAUUGGGACCAAUAUCAGGAUAUCACCAAAUCAAAUGCCCACCUGAGCGUGGCAGAGAGACUGUGGGCCGCAUGGUAUGCGUGGAUGCAGAAUGAUGUCCUGGCCACCGGCAUCAUGUCCUUCGCCAUCCACGAGUUGUUCUACUUCGGCCGCUGUCUUCCGUGGAUCUUUAUUGAUAGCUUCGGUUUCUUCAAAAAAUACAAGAUUCAAAGUAGCAAAGUACCUUCAUUACGCGAGCAAUGGGAUUGCGCCAAGUUUGUGCUUCUGAGCCACUUCACCGUCGAACUUCCUCAAAUCUGGCUUUUCCACCCAAUGGCCCAGUUCUGCGGUCUAUCAACAUCAAUUCCUUUUCCGUCUCUCUGGACUAUGGCAUAUCAGAUCGCAAUCUUUUUCGUGAUGGAGGACACUUGGCACUAUUUUUGCCACCGAGCUUUCCAUUGGGGUCCACUCUACAAGACUAUUCACAAAGUUCACCAUCAGUAUUCCGCACCAUUUGGUUUAGCCGCCGAAUAUGCUUCUCCUAUUGAAGUGAUGAUUCUCGGCUUCGGGACUGUCAGCUCCCCGAUCCUCUGGUGUGCUCUCACCGGUGACCUGCAUAUCCUCACUAUGUAUAUCUGGAUUGUGUUGCGCUUGUUCCAGGCUAUCGAUGCCCACAGCGGCUACGAAUUCCCUUGGAGUCUUCACCAUUUCUUGCCUUUCUGGGCCGGCGCUGAUCAUCACGACCUCCACCAUGAGAAAUUCAUUGGGAACUACGCAAGCAGCUUCCGCUGGUGGGACUACCUCCUUGACACCGAAUACAGUCCGGAUGCCAUGAAGCGCCGAAGAGAGAAAAAGGUGAAGGCAGACAAGACACAAUGA
Molecule: messenger RNA, 1011 nt
Organism: Penicillium griseofulvum
Lineage: Eukaryota; Fungi; Ascomycota; Eurotiomycetes; Eurotiales; Aspergillaceae
Product: sterol desaturase family protein
Exons: 4
Coding region: 1-1011 (336 amino acids)
Biological process (GO): ergosterol biosynthetic process
Molecular function (GO): iron ion binding; C-4 methylsterol oxidase activity
Source: RefSeq, a predicted model, not a curated record